Molecule: messenger RNA, 1757 nt
Organism: Cucurbita maxima (winter squash)
Lineage: Eukaryota; Viridiplantae; Streptophyta; Magnoliopsida; Cucurbitales; Cucurbitaceae
Exons: 2
Coding region: 490-1650 (386 amino acids)
Cellular component (GO): membrane
Molecular function (GO): glycosyltransferase activity
Source: RefSeq, a predicted model, not a curated record
UAAAACAGAAAAGUAGGGUGGAGUUGGCGCAUACAAAAAAUUCCAUUAAAAGCGACAGAGAGCCGUAGGUGUAAUCGAGAGGCGGCAUUCCUCCCAAUCUGUGUGGGCGCAAAUUCUGCCAAACACGUUCUUCAAAUUUCUCAGAUCACUGUUCCUUCUUCAAUUUCUCCACUCUCACAACGUCCACUUCCAACUCAACGCGAUACUUCUUCUUGUUCUUCGAUUGACCGCCAAAUUCUGCAACUGGUUUUCAUCACUUUGAUCAUCCCUUUCGAGUGGGGUUUUCUUUAAAACCCGCCAUGGACUUUUCGAAUUGCCGGUGUUGAAACGUUCUUGAACUUUGUAAAAAUCUUUUUCAGCGUUUAGAGAUUUCAAUAGUUCAGCGAUUUCCCGAUUUCCUCGCCAAAUUAGGAUUCUAAGCCGAUCAGCGGCGUGGAUUUGAAGGGGAGCGGUGCUUAUCUGAGAUCGGUGAUUUUGAUUGUGAUCGAGAUGCAGUCGAAAGUUCUGCUACUGGAGGAAGGGAAAGACCCUGCACAUAUGAGCCGGAUAAACCAACCUAAGCCGUUGCCGUUGAGGUUACUUCAGCUAUUCAUGUCGUUUUUGGUUCUUUGUGUUGCGUUUUCGGUUCUUAGUUUGUAUACGAUCCGCCAUUUUGGGAUUGAAAGUGCAGUGACGACGGUUAAGUCCAAUUUUCUUCCCUGUUUGAGGGAAUCGAAUAUUAGUUUAGGUCAGUGGAUUAAGGCUCCGGGGGAUUUGAUGCACUCAAUGACCGACGAGGAGUUGUUUUGGAGAGCAUCGUUUUCACCUCGGAUUAAGAACUACCCUUUUGAAAGAGUUCCGAAAAUUGCUUUUAUGUUCUUGACUAAAGGUCCAUUGCCACUUGCCCCACUUUGGGACAGAUUUCUGAGCGGACAUCAACGCCUCUUUUCAAUUUACGUUCACUCGUUGCCAUCGUUCAAAGCCAAUAUUUCUCGUGCUUCUGCAUUUCAUGGAAGACAAAUUCCUAGCCAGGUAGCAGAAUGGGGAAGAAUGAGUAUAUGUGAUGCGGAGAAACGACUCCUAGCCAAUGCGUUGCUCGAUGUGAACAACGAAUGGUUCAUUCUCCUCUCGGAAUCAUGCAUUCCCCUCUACAACUUCAGUGUGACAUACAACUACUUGAAGAAAUCCAAAUAUAGCUUUGUGGGUUCGUUUGAUGACCUUGGUCCUUACGGGAGAGGGCGAUACAGGGAUGACAUGGCACCAGAGGUGAACAUCACAGAAUGGCGUAAAGGCUCACAGUGGUUCGAAGUGAACCGCAAGCUUGCAAUCAACAUAGUGCAAGACACCAAAUUUUAUGAGAAGUUUGAAGAGUUCUGUCGACCGCCAUGCUACGUCGACGAGCAUUAUUUCCCGACAAUGCUCACAAUAGAAGCUAGUCACGUUAUAGCCAACAGAAGCAUCACAUGGGUGGAUUGGUCAAGAGGAGGCGCUCACCCCGCCACGUUUGGACGACAGGACAUAACCGAAGAGUUGCUAAGAGAUGUCGUAGACGGUCGGAUCUGCAGUUACAACGACAAAGCCUCCUCCAUCUGCUCUCUGUUUGCAAGAAAAUUUGCGCCGAGUUCGUUGCAGCCGUUGCUACGUUUAGCAUCAGAAGUGUUGGGAUAUUGAAGACUAACAGGUUACAUUAGCAGAGUAGAGGAGCAGGGAGUGAGCUAAGUCGAGUUUCGAUCAAUGCAGAAAAACACACUCUUUUGGAGUUGGAACACAAAAGAAAG